AUGUGUCCUCUGCAGCUGAGGACACUGGUUUUUGUCGCGUGGGUGCUGGGCUACGUCGGCUUCCUGCUCUCCGCCAGAAGGAUGUGGACGGGGAAGUACGUCCGCAGCCCGCUCGUCCGCUCACUGUUUACGAACAUGGUGAGCGAGAGCGACGCGGCCGCGACCCGGACACAGGAGUGGUACCGGUGCUGUCCUGACCUGCUCGGAGAGUCAGUGAAGCCUCUGUUUGUCCAGAGCCACCUGGACUCGGGUACCAAGGCUUUUCUCAAGCAGAGUGUGGAGAAGUCUGGCUGGCUGUUCACCCAGCUGUACCAUUCGUUUGUCUCAACAGUCCUCAGCCCCCUGGUCUCACGCACAUCCAUCAAUGGGUUUCUGGGCCGUGGCUCUAUGUUUGUGUUCUCUGAGGAGCAGUUCCAGCAGCUGCUCCAUAUCGGCCCAGAGUGGAGGGCCGAGAGACUCCUGGACCUCGGAGCCGGGGAUGGAGGUGUCACCGAGGUGAUGGGAACCCAUUUCAGGGAGGUCUAUGUAACUGAGGUCUCAGCACCCAUGAAAUGGCAUCUGCAGAGGAGGAAUUUCAAAGUGCUGGGUAUAGACGAGUGGCAGCAGACUGAUUUUCACUAUGAUGUGAUCAGCUGUCUGAAUCUGCUGGACCGUUGCGACGAUCCUCUACAUCUCCUGCAGGACAUCAAGAGAUCACUAGUUCCCAACACAGGGAGACUCAUCCUGGCGGCUGUGCUUCCCUUCCAGCCAUAUGUGGAAGUCGGAGGGCAGUGGCAGCGUCCCAAAGAACACCUGAAAGUAAAAGGAAAGACGUGGGAAGAACAAGUAACCAACCUGUCUGAUGAGGUUUUCCAAAGGGCGGGGUUUGAGGUGGAGGCCGUGACCCGGUUGCCAUACCUCUGUGAAGGGGACAUGUAUAAUGAUUACUAUGUUCUUGAUGAUGCAGUUUUUGUUCUCAAAGCCUCAGACAAUAGUGAAGAGUCUGCUAACUGAAUACCAAACACACGGUGGGACUGAGGCCCUUAACUUUAUCCUGGUUGGUCGCUCCUGGAUGGAUUUUAGUGCAUUUUUUUCAAAAGUUUCAUUCAUAAAACAAAGUAUUUCUCACUUGCUUGGAAAUGGUGAGUCAGGCGUGAAGCUCAGGUACAGUAGGUCCUACAUUUACCAGCCAUCAUGUGUGACAGUGAUACCUCUACCUUUUAAGCGAAAAAAUAAGCGAAAGGCAAUUGGCCUCUAUUUUAGUGCCAGUGAAGAUCAAAUCUUUUAAGACAUAUCACCAUGUUGUAGGUAUUUGUUCUUUAAAGUCUGUUAUUUGUGGGAAGUAUUUACUGUUAGUGUUUCAUCGUACUGUAAUAAUAUGGGAACAAUCACGGUUCAAUCUUUGUUGAAUUUGUACUUUAAUUAUUUCUGUCUAAUGCAAAAGAUCAGUGUAUGCACACAUUUGAUUUAGCCAAUCUGAAUCGGGCUCCUUGUGUUUAAAUGCUACUUUUCUUUCUUUCUUUCUUUUUUUUUUUUUUUUUUUUUUACUUUUACUGGUGAUAGCAAAAGUAAUAUGAGGCCUUCUUAAAGCAAGCCUGUGUAACUUGUGUUAAACAGCAGUUACUGUAGCCACAAGUGACAAUUAUGGAAUAAUGUAAUUGUCACUUAAUGCGCUGCAUUAAUUGAUUUUUGAGUACUGGGGGCAGCUGACAAAUUUGUCUUUAAAAAAUUAUCACACAAUAUCGGACAAGUUGCUGUCGCAACUCGUUAGCCGUCACUUGCACAUUUACACACACAGCAGUCAAGGGGCAACAUUAGCAAUUAUUUUGGAGGCGUGUUUCUGGCUACUUGGUUUCUACCAGCUCGUGGGAAAGACAUCUGGCACUUUAGCAGCUAAAAUUAUAAUUGCUAACUUUGUCGUUUUUAGCUGAAAACAGCUCACUGGUGCAGCUAGAAAAAUUAGCUUUAUGAGAGUGAAGUUGUAGGCUGGAAAACCAAAAAUAACAAUUCAGAAUAGACUAAAAGGCUCCGUAGGGCUGAGGGGGAAUGUGGCAACUCCCAGGGAGUUUUGUCAUUAUUAGCAUCCCCUUUCACGUUAAAUGUAGUCAUUCACCCAUUGCCAAUAGCAAAAAUACUGAUUUUUGGAGCACAAAUAGAAAAAAAAAAAGCCAUAAAGUCGCCGAGUUGACACAGUAAUGUGAGUUAAACAACAACAUCUAGCUAAAGUUUGCUAACAUUAGCUAACAUUAGCCACCUUAGGCUACUGGUCAUACAAGACCAAGUAAGGCAGUAGCGGCAAAACCCCUGAGUGUAGUGAAAUAAGCAAGGGUGUGUUUUAUUGCUUAUGGAUUUGAGGAAAGUAAGGUGUUGUGCACCUAAAAUUUUACUGCACAGGGGACUAUUCAAAAUGUGCCACAAUUAAUGCAAUAUUUGUAGUGAAAGAGUAUAAUAUGGGCUCCAUAAUAAAAACUAUGAAUUGUUUUCUA
Messenger RNA from Xiphias gladius (swordfish), 2465 nucleotides. It is a transcript of the gene mettl9, whose product is annotated as methyltransferase like 9. Lineage: Eukaryota; Metazoa; Chordata; Actinopteri; Istiophoriformes; Xiphiidae. The record is from RefSeq and is a predicted model, not a curated record. Bases 1 to 993 code for a protein of 330 amino acids. The transcript has 5 exons. Gene Ontology annotation, molecular function: protein-L-histidine N-pros-methyltransferase activity.